AUGGUGUGUUUAAAUGAAUUUUCCCCAGAUAUACUGUGUGUGGGUGUGUGUUUACCAAGGUGAACCAUCUUCACUGCGCUGACUUGAGAUGUGGUGAUCUGUUCUCUCUGCUCCUCCCCUUACCCCUGAUCCCUCAGCCUCGUCAUGUGACCAGGAGCAGCAGUCGGCCCAGGAGGAAGCGCGGCAGCACAAGAACGAGGCGGUGUUCGUGCCCGACUGUGCCCAAGGGGGCCUCUACAAGCCUGUCCAGUGUCACCCGUCCACUGGGUACUGCUGGUGCGUGCUGGUGGACACAGGGCGGCCCAUCCCUGGCACCUCCACCAGGUGAGAGACUGGCACUGCCCACACUGGCACUGCCCACCUUGACAGUACAGCUACAAUACACCUGACAGGGGGCUGGAGCUGGAAGUUUUCAACCUGUAUUACAGUAGGCUAACGGUAUAUCGUCUUAUUGGGUACCCUGCUUUGUGUCCUGCUUUGUAUAGUGUACGUCCUGAAGCUUCCAAGUGUACAGAUGCAAGUACAUACCAACGCACAUGCAGGUACAUACAUAAUGCCCUUACAUCCACAUUACCUAUAGAGUCCAAUCACACAUUAAACUGAGUGCCAGUCACCAGUAGCUAAGCGGUCCAUCAUGGGCACUGCUGUGUGUGUGAUUGAGGGGUUGACGGGGCUGAGUGUGGGGGUCAGGGGUUGGCGAGGCUGGCAAAGAGGGGGCAUGCGUGCGGGUACAGUUUUAAUGAGCGGGGGGAACGAUGCAGAGCUGGGUAUCGGAUUAACAAGGCCCCAGGCAGGGCGCCAGACAGCGCAUUAGUCUGUUCUUGGCCAGGACGCAUGGCACAGCAGUGGCAAUCGGGGCUCCGCUCUCUCGCGUUUUCCAAGGGAGGCCAUGAAAGACGUCCCUGUGUCCCACGCUCUCUGUUUCCCUAUUUUUCUCUCUCUCUCACACACAAUUUCCUUUCUCUUUCACUCUUUUUCUCCCAUCUCACUCUCACUGUUCCUCUUUCACACUCUCUCUCUCUCUCUCUCUCUCUCUCUCUCUCUCUCUCUCUCUCCUCUCUCUCUCUCUCUCCUCUCUCUCUCUCCUCUCUCUCUCUCUCUCUCUCUCUCUCUCUCUCUCUCUCUCUCUCUCUCUCUCUCUCUCUCUCUCUCACACAUACUAUCCCUUUCUGUUUUGGGAGCAGCUUCUCACCCUCUCUCCAAGUUGCGGAGAAAGUAUUUAGCCACAGUAAUAUUUCUAGAUUAAGUGGGACUUUAAACUGCUGACAUUUGAUUGCAUGGGGAGAUGGGGGAUGAAUUAUAACAUUGUUCAUUUAUCCAUGAGUGAACUGAACAACAUUAAUAGUUCUUUACAUUGUGUAUCACAGAUAUGAGCAACCAAAGUGUGAUGGCAACGCCCGAGCCCAUCCCACCAAACCGAAGGACCAUUACAGAAGCAGACAUCUUCAA
Messenger RNA from Coregonus sp. 'balchen', 1449 nucleotides. NCBI's taxonomy places the organism in Eukaryota, Metazoa, Chordata, Actinopteri, Salmoniformes, Salmonidae. The record is from the annotation of a GenBank genome assembly.